This is a messenger RNA of Coffea eugenioides, 1224 nucleotides long. RefSeq names its product AUGMIN subunit 1-like. The record is from RefSeq and is a predicted model, not a curated record. The transcript has 7 exons. Gene Ontology annotation, biological process: spindle assembly. NCBI's taxonomy places the organism in Eukaryota, Viridiplantae, Streptophyta, Magnoliopsida, Gentianales, Rubiaceae. Bases 88 to 1005 code for a protein of 305 amino acids. Gene Ontology annotation, cellular component: HAUS complex; cytosol.
AUCAGGUCGCUCGCUCUCUCUCUCUCUCUCUCUCUCUCUGCAAAUGUGUGCAGAUUUUCUUUUGGUCUGAGGGGAAAAAGAAGAGAAAUGACUGAAAUUGUUGGUGGAGGAGAUCCUUCGCCCUCUGUUACAUCAGAAGCAUCAAAGAAUAGCAGUAGUGGGUUCGAUGCGAAUCGAAUUGCUGAAGUGAAAUCAUGGCUUGAAUCCCAAUUCAGUGCAGUUGGAAAAGAAGUCCCUGAAUUUGAGUACACCCCUAGAAGCAUUGCUCAUUUGCACAACAUUGCCACCAUUUCCCAAGCCAAAACUCAAGCUGCUUCUAUUGUUGCCAAUGACUUUCGCCAGAAAGCAACCGAAUAUCGCGCCCAAGCUGUGAGGAUACGAGAGAUAUUGGAGCAUGUGGGUUUGGCUCAAGAGAGUUUACCAUCAAAUGUGGUGUCCUCUGCACAAGUUCUUGCCAGUGUAGCUGAUUUACUGAAUAUUAGAGAUACUGAAUUAAGUAGUUUCCUUGUAGCAAUGGCAGAUCUUUCCUUAAGGAAAACUGCUGUAGAAGAGAAGAGGUCUAAAGUGCAGCAGGAGUCAAAAGUACUCCUCGAUUUUACUCGCAAGGCAAUCUCAAGGUUGACUUAUUUAAAAAGAAUACUUGCACAACUGGAAGACGAUAUAGCUCCCUGUGAAGCAGAAAUGGAAAGUCGCAGAACAAAUUUGGCUAUUAUGGACUCGAAAGAGCGCCAGUAUGAGAAACAGUAUUCUAACUGCAAGGCGAUGCUCAAUCGUGUGGGAUACAGUCCAGAGAUAAGUCAUGGAGUUUUGGCCGAAAUGGCAGAGCAUAGAAAGGAAUUGGAGAGAAAAACAAAACCUAUACUUGACACCUUGAGAAGCUAUCAAGACUUGCCGCCUGAUAAAGCAUUGGCUGUAUUAGCUAUUGAGGAUAAAAAGAGGCAAUAUGCUGCCGCCGAGAAGUACCUUGAAGAAGUCUUGCAGUCUGCUCUGGCUUCUAGCGGGUGACUUUUAUGUGUAUGUUCCCAAAUGAAUUGCUUAUUAAGUUCUAUUUGUUUUUAAAUAGAGGGAAAGGACUGCUGUUUUGUUCUGUAAAGGUGUUUUUAAUCGUAUUAUGGGAGAAGCUGUGAUUGAAUUGAGAUAAUUCAUGUCAAAUGAUUAGAAAGAUGCACAGUAUGAAAGUAAAGAAAUCUUUACUGCAAUGAAAUUGUGUAUGCUUCAUGAUUA